Paramecium octaurelia is the source of this 1002-nucleotide messenger RNA. NCBI's taxonomy places the organism in Eukaryota, Ciliophora, Oligohymenophorea, Peniculida, Parameciidae. The record is from the annotation of a GenBank genome assembly.
AUGAUUAAUCAAUUUUUACGAAAUAUCAAAUUGCUUCAGAAUGUAAAGCAAUUGGUGUUGGGCAAUCCCACAGCUGACAUGGAUUCGUGCAUUGGAUCCAUUCUUUUGGCCUAUCACAUGACUUAAUUUCAUACUCCAACUGCCCCAAUCAUCAAUUACAAUAGAGAAUCGUUUAGAUCUCAUUUCGAGACGGCUGAAUUAUUUGAUGCCAACGAUUUGAUAUUCAUUAAUGAAGUGGAUUUGAAUAAAUACGAUUUGAUUCUCUAUGAUCACAACGACAUCAAAUAUACAAAUAACCAAAUUGGAUGCAUCGAUCAUCAUGAGGAUAAGGGACAGUAAUUUACUCAGUUUAAGAAGAUAGAGAAAGUAGGUUCUGCAGUGACUUUGGUGGCAGAACAUAUGCAGUUGGAAUAGAAUUACAAAUGCAAAUAGGAAAUUGCAGAAAUAGCCUAAUUGAUAAUGAAGACCAUAUUGAUAGACACAUUCAACUUCCAACAAAAUCAAUAUCAAAUCAGAUGGGUAGACAAAGACAAACAAAUUUUUGAUUUGUGUCAUUCCUUCUGUCCUUAAUUUGAUGCUAAACAAGAGUACUAACAUCUUACAGAUUUAAAGUAUGAUGUUAAAUUGAAUUUGCAACUCUCACUCAAUUAGUAAUUGCUCAAGGAUUACAAAAAGUUUUUUACUGUUGGAUACAGUGUGAUAUUUAUCAAGUUAUAAGACUUAAUGUAAAAAUAUAAUGAAAAUCAAUUAAUCAAUGAAUUCAAUGAAUUUAUGAUCAAAGAAGAAUGCAAGACUUUGAUUGUUUUUUUUGUCCAUCUAGAGAAUAAUACAAUUUAGAGAAGUAUGAUUAUCUAUGGGGAAAAUCAAUAAAAGAUAAUUUAGUAAUUCAGUGAAUUAAAAUUUGAAUAAUUACAAAGCCCAAUUCCCAAUUCAUUAUUGCUCAAAGACAUAGAUAACAUUUAUAGUAGGAAAAUUAUUGAGCCAUUAGUAUCAAAAUUGUGA